GUAGGGGGCGGGGCUAGAACACAUAGGGCUGCAAAAGUGUCAAUCAUUGCGGAAUCGAACGUAGGAUGUCGAGGCUCUAACCUGUAUAGCCCUCCCUUCCGGUGCAUGUUGGGGCCCCGCCCCUUUAUUCAAAUCUAUUUCCUGAAACUAGAGUUUGUACGACCAGCUCUGUGUAUAAAUUCCUAUGUGCAGCUGGCUGGAGGUUCCUGUAUAAUCAUUAUCAAGGAAAGACAAAAUCCUGUGCCAAGAAUCAGACUCACGAAGAAAAAAAUGCCUAAGUGUAUGGUCAAAGGCUGCAGCAACAAGCAAAGACAAAAUGGUGCAGAUUUUUCACUGCAUGCUUUUCCUAAAUCACCCACAAAAAUAAAAACGUGGCUUUUGGCCACUGGAGAACAUUUUGAUAAUGUGGAUACCUUUGUGCAGCAAAUCAUGGAAAAAAAGAAGAGCAACACUUUCCGAAUCUGUUCUGAUCACUUUUGUCCAGAAGCAUUUGCAAACACCCCAGUAAAAAGGUAUCUAAAAUAUGGAGCUGUGCCAUCCAUAUUUCCCAAAAGCAAAGGAAUGUCAGGAAUGUUCUCAAAAAAGAUUAAAAAGUCACCAUCAGAGGAAAGUGUAUUUGCAAUGGAAUUGGAUUCAAGUCUGGCCGAUGUCCAACAAGUUAUUGUUGACUCUGAUCCUUCUACCUUACAUCAGUCAACUUCCACAGUGAGUGGGACUGGCACUUCCAGUUAUCUAUGUGGAGUGUUUGACCAUGACUAUAUUGAAAACCUUUACUACACAAUGCCUGUAAAAAAUGUAUGUAACCGAGAGACAAAUACUUCUAUUGUAACAUUUAAUAGAAGUGUUUCCACAACAAAUUACUAUGGACGGAGAAAUGCUUCCACUCAAACUACAGAUUUACUAGACAAAAGACAUGCAAGAACAUCAACUGCAGAUUUAUACAAAACUAAAGAUGCAUGGACGUGGACGGGUUUAAGUGAAGAAAUGGAUAUGGCAACCCAACCGCAAGUCACAAGUGUGCCUUCUAAAGAGGUUAAAGAUUUCACAGAACAGAUUUCUGAAAAGUGCUUGAGUGAUGAAGAACAAUCGCCAAAGGAAUCACCUAUACAUGAAGAACCUAUGUUGAUUGAUCCAGAAACUGAGACUACUGAUAUAGGAGAAUUGUCUCUUUCAAACUCACCUUCUCCAGAAGAUAUUGUGUCAGAAAACAAAUUCAUUGUCUUUGAAACUUGCCUUGACCAGUUAUUGCGUGCCGUACAACGAUGUAAUUUUGGUGAAACCUGCAAUGCCCCCAUAACAAACAGGGAGAAAAAAGUCACUGGGACAUUGUUGACAGUUUACACAACAUGUGCAAAUAAUCACCAAUGUCUAUUUUGGCAAAGUCAGCCAAUGAUUGGGAAAAAGUCAUGUGGUAAUAUUUUGGCUAGUGCAUCCAUAUUAUUCAGUGGCUCACAUUUUUCAAAAGUUAGUGAACUUUUCAAAAUAUUUGGCGUCCCUUUUAUUUCCAAAUCUGUGCACUGUCUGUAUCAAAAGCAAUAUUUGUUUCCAACAGUUGCUUUGCAUCAUAAAAGAGGUAGACAGGACAUCUUGGCCAGUCUAAAGAAACGUGCAGUGUGUCUUUCAGGAAAGGGGCAAUGGGACAGACUGGGUUUCAGAGACAAAUACUGCACGUAUGCACUAAUUGAAGAGUCCACCCAAAAAAUAAUAGAAUGUAAUACCGUUCAAGUAUGUGAAUCAACCUCUUCUGUUGCUGUGGAAUCAAAAGCCUUCCGGAAGUGCGUGCAACAGGUUCACAGGGAUGGUUUGAAAAUUGCUUACUUGGCAACAGACAAGAAUCUUGGGAUUAAAAAAAUAAUGAGGGAAGAAUAUAACAAUAUUAAACACCAGUUUGACAUAUGGCAAUAUUGCAAAAGUCUUCAACGUAAACUAUCAACUAUUACAAAACAAAGGCACUACAGAGACCUUGCACCCUGGAAUACAGCAAUUGUCAAACAUAUGCGUAUAGCAUGUUGCACGAGCAAAGGUAAUGUGGAAUUGCUUCGUGAAAGAUGGAACUCUAUACUUCAUCAUAUUGUAAAUGAACACAAAUGGGAUACAGGAUCUCUUAUAAAAACAUGUGCACAUCCAGAAAUUCCAGAGACCGAAAUAAGAAGACGUCACUGGUUAGACAAAAAUAGCUUGGCCUAUGCGGAACUAGAGAGAUUUGUCAAGGACCAUCAACUGCAAAAAGAUUUGGAGCAUAUGACUGAGUUCUGCCAUACAAGCAAUGCAGAGGCUUUUCAGAGCUUUGUUUUAAAAUAUCGUCCCAAUGGUGUUAAUUUUUCAAUGGAAGGAAUAGUAGCUAGAACAAAAUUGGCAGUUUUGUCUCACAAUGCAAUUGUUGACCGGAAGCGAGCAAUUAUUCAAAGAACUUGUGAAGGAACAGGCAAUACUAGCCGGCCAAACAACAAAUCUUAUGUUUCUAAAAGAAUGAAAAAUGGGCAGCUGAGGACAAUCUAUGAAACUGCAACAGUUGACCACAUCAUACCUAUGGUUGCCGAUGUCAUCAGACUUGCAGUGGGCGAACUUGAGGUGACCUGGGUACCACAAAUAUCACUUCCACCUGCCAUUGAAUCCACACCGUGUCCUUUAAUUCUUCCACAACAAUACUUCCUCCUUACUCUUACAUGACAAAUCCAUAAAGAAAUAUGCUACAUUAACAUUGCUUACAGAAUCAUUUGUCUUAUAGACACCUCAAUUUUUCUUCUGAACAAGAUGUUACCAUGGACUCUGGUUUGCACUGGUUAAUUUUUAUGUACAUAUGCUGCAUUUUAUAUUAAAAAUGCAGGGGCUUUUGAGUAGUGAUACUCAAUUGAAAUGUUCAUCUGAAUUUCUCAGACCGGUUGCAUACUAGAAAAUAAACAGUGUAUUUGUGCUUCCAUGUGAAUGCACCUUAUAGUCAAAUGCUGUUUCUUAAAUUAAA
Messenger RNA from Pelobates fuscus (common spadefoot toad), 2962 nucleotides. RefSeq lists its product as uncharacterized. Lineage: Eukaryota; Metazoa; Chordata; Amphibia; Anura; Pelobatidae. The transcript is spliced from 3 exons. Bases 106 to 2670 code for a protein of 854 amino acids. The record is from RefSeq and is a predicted model, not a curated record.